Molecule: messenger RNA, 5090 nt
Organism: Erinaceus europaeus (western European hedgehog)
Lineage: Eukaryota; Metazoa; Chordata; Mammalia; Eulipotyphla; Erinaceidae
Gene: RTL6
Product: retrotransposon Gag like 6
Exons: 2
Coding region: 369-1094 (241 amino acids)
Source: RefSeq, a predicted model, not a curated record
UUGCCGCAGCAGCAGCAGCCGUGGCCCCGUUCUGACUAAAAAGCAGUUCCGGGCGGGCGGGCCGUCGCGGCGACUCAUCGACCGGCCCCGCGCCCCCGAGCGGGCCACCUUGGCGGCGUAGGAAGCCGCGGAGACCCAGGUUCAGGGCUCGGAUCGAGUCCAGCCUGCUGCGCCCGCCUCGGCCUGGUGAGUUUGCAUCGAGGAGCCGCCCGGGCUGAGAAGCUCUGCCCCGGCCACGCUCAUCAUCCCUCCCGGCACUGCGGCCACAGUGACAACCCUGGACUGCACCCACCGCCCUCCCCCAGCCCCGGUCUCUCCCCGAGGGUGCCCGGCGUGUGCAUCGCAGGUGCCCUCCGCCGCGGGUCAGCAUGGUGCAGCCGCAGACGUCCAAGGCGGAGAGUCCGGCCUCGGCCUCGGCCGCGGCCGGCGCUGCCCAGAUGGAUGAUGUCGUCGACACCCUGACCUCCCUGCGCCUCACCAACUCGGCGCUGCGGCGGGAGGCGUCCACCCUGCGCGCCGAGAAGGCCAACCUCACCAACAUGCUGGAGAGCGUGAUGGCCGAGCUGACCCUGCUGCGCACGCGGGCGCGCAUCCCGGGGGCGCUGCAGAUCACCCCGCCCAUCUCCGCUAUCACCUCGGGCGGGGCCCGGCCCAUGACCACGCCCCCCACCUCGCUGCCAGAGCCGUUCUCGGGAGACCCCGGCCAGCUGGCUGGCUUCCUGAUGCAGAUGGACAGGUUCAUGAUUUUCCAGGCCUCGCGCUUCCCGGGAGAGGCCGAGCGGGUGGCCUUCCUCGUGUCCCGACUGACGGGGGAGGCGGAGAAGUGGGCCAUCCCCCACAUGCAGCCGGACAGCCCCCUGAGGAACAACUAUCAGGGGUUCCUGGCAGAGCUGCGGAGAACCUACAAGUCCCCGCUUCGGCAUGCCCGGCGUGCCCAGAUUCGGAAGACUUCUGCCUCGAACAGGGCGGUGCGGGAACGGCAGAUGCUGUGCCGCCAGCUGGCCGCCGCAGGGACAGGGCCCUGCCCGGUGCACCCAGCCUCCAAUGGCACUCAUCCAGCACCCGCACUGCCCACGCGAGCUCGCAACCUUUAAGAGCCAUCCACCUCGCUGGUCGCAUCUGCAGCCAUCCAGGUAGCACCCACUCCUUGCUGCGUAGAAGUGUCCACACAUCAACGUCACCCUUGGAAGACACCCCUUUUUGCCUCUCAGACCUGUGCCACCGGACCUCUAUCCUCUCUCCAAGGCGUCCCGCCACCCAUCUUGCUUCCCCGUGUCCUGUGUUAGCUUUGUUACCCCCCCCCUUCCCCCCAGUUCAGUGCAUGCUUCCCUUCUCGCGUUUGCAACCCCAGCUCUUCCAGAGUCCGCGAGUCUGCUCCUGGGGUGCACUGACUCCACAACGCUGCCCUGGGCCACGUGGGCUGACUGCUUGGCCUGACAAGGUUCAUGGCCUCUGACCAAGCUCCCCACCUGCUUGUCUGAAGAACUCACUGGUGACACAAAGAAGACAGGCAGGUGGCUAGAGAGGGGAGUCUGACACCGGCCCCAAGGUCCAUGUCUGGUAGCUGAGUCUAGCACCUCUGGGGCCAGCUUCCCUUUGCACGAACACUCAGUCCAGCAUGCUCCAUCACGCCACUGGGUAAGGCCAGUGCUGCAGCUUCAAGGGAGAAGCCCCGAAGGUGCUGCCCCAAUGCCAGGAUUGAGCCACCAGCUUUUCUGACAAUACCAAGAAUUGGGGGGAUCUGGAACUUGCCUGCUGAAGCCAAUCAUUGUGGCUUUGGAGCACCAGGCAGUUCCAUCAGGCUGCCAUGAGCAGCACACAUGUUCAGACCCAAGGGCCACAGGCUUGGACACUUGUGUCACUUUGCUGCCCUUGAUCUCCUACGGGAGUCACCACCAGCCUCGAGUGUGCUGCUACUGCCUCCUUGUGCCCCCUGUCACUCGGUAGAGGAUCUAGCCUAACUUGAGACCCAUUCUCCAUUCAGAUUACAUGACAUUUACCCCCACACCCCUUCAGCCAUGUGCUCCACCUUUAGGUCUCCAAAGUGUAUGGCCUGUUCUUCCUAUGCCUAGGCUGCCCUGCAGGUGCCCAGCCUUUGCCCAGGGAAACUGGAUUCUUCACUAGAGGGCCAGCUCCUCUGGGAGGCAUCACUAAGCACUCACUGAUGGCGGGCCAUCAGCCUUUGCAACCUGGCCAGACCUUACUGGUCUGGGUUCCCCGGGGGAGGGGUGGAGUGAAAACAGUGGCAGCUCUGCUCUGGUGUGCAGCAGUGCAGAAGUGGAGUGUGUGUCCUGGUUCUGAGGAACCAAUCUAUACAUCCUAGUGGUGGACAGCUUUUGCUUCCCCAUGAGGAACUACCAGAACUCACAUUCUAACUAAGACUCAGAUGAGCCCUGUGGGCCACUGUGGUUCCUUCACAUUUGAAUGCCAAACUUAACGCAGGUACACCACCCCUGGGGAUCUUAUCAGGGCCAUCUGCCACUCUGAAUGGCCCUGACUCACUUGCAGGACGUGGACAGUCUCUGCACUCUCUCAUCCCCACCAAGGUCUCAGUCUUGGGGCACCCUGAGGUUAGAUCUAGGACCCAUCCUCUCUUCCUAAGAGUUUCGAUGAUGCUGGGGAGAGUGUCUGUGUUCCCAAAGCCACCACUGUCUUGCUACAUCAAGGGAGCUCUGUUUCGGGGGUUCACAGACCACUGCCACACACUCAUUGUAAACUCUGUUAGCCCAAUUGCCCUGCCAAGCAACAGCCUGCCCACAGGCUUCUAAUUCUCCUGGAUCCAGCCCAGACUGGCCAGGGGACCAUGGUGCUCUUUAAGCAUGCAUGAGGGGCGGGCCCCCAGGGGACCACCAUCUAGGAGGUGGACCUCUGUGGGGGUGUACAGGUUAUUUUUUAUACUCAGUUUUCCUCUGUCUCCAGCAGCUGUAUUGUAACACCUGCCAGGAUGCCCACACAGGAACAGGUACAGUGUCACCUGAAAGAAAAGACCUGCAGGGGUGACAGAUACUGAGGCUACCCAUGUAGUCUGGCCCAGCCAGGAUUAGGGACUCAGCUUGGGUGUGCAGCAGGAAUUCUAUGUGGCACUGAUCCCUGGGUCCACUCGUGGGAUUGUGAAAGUGCUCCCAUGUCUCUUAUGCCAUGUGUGUCCCAGGAUUUAGUAUGGCCCGGGCUGCCAUGCCUGGUGUAUGGGCCAAGGGGCUAAUUCAGGCUGCUCUGCUUCAUUCAGCUGGCUGCUUUUGUCCUGGAGCUGGGACUGUUGGUGCCACCCAUCUGCAGUCCAGCGACUUCAGAAAUGAGCUGAUCAAGAUAGGUGGGAAGGUUGCCCCUUUUCUCAGAAGAAAGCCCACAUCAGGACCACAUGAGUGGAAGACACCCUAGUUGCCAGUCAAAGAGCAUGGGACCCCAGCUCUGCACAGCCCAGAGUGAGACCGUGAGGCUGGGGAAGGGAGUGGGGCAAGGGAACUGCUCUACAUAUUUGGAGGUUGUGAGUUUCCCCAGCUUCCCUGAGAAAAGGUGUUGAGUUGUAAGAGGGGCAGGCAGUGAGCAGCAUCUAACAUUGCAUGUAAGGUUCAUUUUUUGUUUUCCAUGGUGUUGACAUUAUCUGCACUAUUGUAAGUGCUUUCUGGUCGACACAAUACCCCAUCUGGUUCGGGAGCAUUGUUGCAUAUUCAGGGUGUGAUUUGAGGUGAGCUUCAGCAUAAAGGGUGACUUUCCGUCCUCUUGUAUAGUGUGACUGUGGGGUUAACUUAAUGUUCAAAAGCACUGCCUUGACUUUUAAGGUGCACCGUGUGGCUCCCAACUAAGUAUAUGGUGAGUAGGUAAUGAGGACAAGGACAGGAGGAUUAUAAUGUGUGGAGGCAUGUUUCCCAUUUUGCUGUCCUUAGUGGGAAUGGAAGCUCCCCCUGGGUGAUGCAGUCUUGCUCUCUGGCCUACAGGGGAGCAACCACCUGGGGGAACAAGGGCAUAGACAUGGGUGAACUUGGGGAGCAAGUCCUCAGCCAGCUCUAUGAAGGGACAAGCCCUGGACCACUUCCGGUGGUGAGAAGGGCAGAGAUGAUCGGGCAGGUCCCUCUACUCUCACCUGGGCUGGAAGACAAGCCCACCUCAAGGGAUGCAUUAGGUCAGGGGUCUUUGAGGUAAGAUCCAGGGGGCUUAAGGGAGCUCAGAGCAGAGAGUUAGGCCCCCCCACCGACAGAAUGGAUUAAGUUGACAUCCUGCACUGUGCCUCAGGGUCCUGACUAGUUGUAGUGGGCCCAGCAAAAAUGGGGAAAGAAAAGCAGAUGGGAGGGCACCCUGGUUCCUCACUUCAAUGUCACUGGAACCUUUCAGUAACCAAGUACCUAUAUGCUAGGCCUUUCUGUUAUCAAAGCACUCACACACUGGAGAUUUUACAAAAUUAAAGAGAAAAAAGGUUUAAUGUGUUUGUGUCUCUUCCCAGACUCCCUCUUCCCACCCCUACCAUGGUUUCUUUGCUUUUUGUUCUGACAUAGUUGCAAUACUACCUGCUGUAACGACACAGUAUUGUGUGACUUUUCACUUAAUGUCAGGGAAGUCCCCCUUGCAUUACUAACUUUGUGUUGAGAUGACUAGACUCCACCAUCAGGUAGAUGAAUCAUAGUGUCAAUGGAUCAUCAAUGCUGUUACAAAUUUAUCCCCAUUGUAUAUGAUGUGCGUAAAGCCCCUUCAUGGUACCAUGUCUUGACAUUUCUUUAGGGUAGGUCCCCAGAGGUGGGAUUAUCGGGUUACAGAAUAUGAAAACUUUCAAGAUUCCUGUUACAUAGUGACAAAGUGGUUUUCAAGAUCUGUUUAUUUCUGUUGACAUCACCAUCAGGGAUAAAUGUGCCCAACUUAUCUGUCACCUUGCCAACACUGAAUCUUCUCAUCUGGCUAAUGAGUUGCCGAUUCAAUAACAAUGACAAAAAAAAAAUCGUGUCUCACUUUGCAUUCCUUUGAUUUCUAGCACAGUUGAACAUCUCUUCAUCUGUGCAGUUGUAAAUCUCCUUUGUGGAUUGUUAGUGUCCUUUGCUCUUACCUACUGGGGUCUGAUAACUUUGUUAUGAGCUCGUUAUAUAUUAAAAAUAUUAACCUGU